Xiphophorus maculatus (southern platyfish) is the source of this 1534-nucleotide messenger RNA. Its product is annotated as carboxypeptidase A1-like. The record is from RefSeq and is a predicted model, not a curated record. The transcript is spliced from 11 exons. The coding region runs from base 163 to 1446 and encodes 427 amino acids. NCBI's taxonomy places the organism in Eukaryota, Metazoa, Chordata, Actinopteri, Cyprinodontiformes, Poeciliidae. Gene Ontology annotation, molecular function: metallocarboxypeptidase activity; zinc ion binding. Gene Ontology annotation, biological process: proteolysis.
AGCUUUGAACUAGCUUCCUUUUUCUUGGUAAACUGGACGCAACAUAUGUUUGUCUAAAAGCCUUAACUUCAAUCAGCAUGGUGCAACUCCUGCUGACGAAACCCAAAUGUAUUCCUGAAUAUGGACUGAGGAUGGAUUUGACCCACUGCAGCCUUUAAAAAGAUGUUUGGUCCAAGAGUGUGUUUGAGUUAUUCCAUCAUGAUGAAGAAGCUCGUUGCGUUUGCUGCUCUGCUUGUUGCUGUUCUCAGCAAGGGAGACUUCCAUGGGCAUCAGGUUUUCCGGAUUGUCCCGAAAGAUGAUGUCCAAUUGGCCCUUGUUAGAGUUUUGGAAGACAUAUUGGACUUGGAGCUGGACUUCUGGAGAUGGGUGACGCCUGUGGAUGUCAGAGUUCCCUCUCAUAGCCUGCAGGUUGUCAAGACCUACCUAGAGAAUCACUGCAUCAAGUACUUCACCAUGAUUAAAGACUUACAGGCUUUGCUGGAUGAGGAGCAGAGGCAGAUGAAGUCCAUCACUCCUGCUGGAAACACUGACAGCUUCGACUACACCACCUACCACACCCUCAGUGAGAUCUACAGUUUCCAGGACAUGUUAGUGGCUGAGAAUCCAAAGUUGGUCAGCAAGACGGUGAUCGGUCAGAGCUAUGAGGGUCGUCCGCUUAAUGUUCUCAAGUUCAGUACUGGUGGAAGCAACCGUCCCGCUAUCUGGAUCGACACUGGAAUCCACGCCAGAGAGUGGGUCACUCAGGCCAGUGGCAUUGUGUUCGCCAAGAAGAUUGUGACAGAAUAUGGAACAGACUCUGCUCUCACUGAAAUCCUUAACAGAAUGGAUGUUUUCUUAGAGAUGGUGGUCAACCCUGAUGGAUACCACUUCACCCACACCAACAACCGAAUGUGGCGUAAGAACAGGAAGCAGAAUCGGGGCUCCACGUGUGUUGGUGUGGACCUAAACCGGAACUGGAAUGCUGGGUUUGGAGGACAUGGUUCCAGCAACAAUCCAUGCUCAGAGAUCUAUCGUGGAACCAGGGCUCAUUCUGAGCCUGAAGUCAAGUCCAUUGUAAACUUUGUGAGGUCUCACGGCAACAUCAAGGCCUUCAUCUCCAUCCAUUCCUACUCACAGAUGCUUUUGUUCCCCUACGGUUACACCAGGAAACCUGCCAAAGACCAGGCUGAGCUGGACCAAGUUGCUCAAAAGGCCAUCACUGCUCUGGCCUCCUUGUAUGGCACCAGCUACAGAUAUGGCAGCAUCAUCACCACUAUCUACCAAUCUAGUGGAGGCUCCAUCGACUGGACCUACAACCAGGGAAUCAAGUACUCCUAUACCUUUGAACUGAGGGACACCGGCCACUUUGGCUUCAUCCUUCCUGCCAAUCAAAUUGUUCCCACUGCCAAUGAGACAUGGCUGGCUCUGAAGGUCAUUAUGGAUCACACCUUCAAGAACCCGUACUAAAAGAACAGAGUGAAAGCCUUGAGGCCUUCCAUGUAGUUUUAUUUGCAAAUAUAAAACAAAGAAAAUAAAAAUGCAUACAUUAAAAUAA